CCAUGAGCGCCCACAGGAGUCGACGUCGCGCAGUUCUUUGUCGUCGCUCAGCGUCCUUUAUACCUACUUCCGCCCCCGAGCUACUUCCUUUCCUUUCGGCGGCGCGCGGCGGCAAGAUGGCGGUGCAAAUUUCGAAGAAGAGGAAGUUUGUCGCUGAUGGCAUCUUCAAAGCUGAACUGAAUGAGUUCCUCACUCGGGAGCUGGCUGAAGAUGGCUACUCUGGAGUUGAGGUCCGGGUUACACCCACCAGGACGGAAAUCAUCAUCUUGGCCACCAGGACGCAGAAUGUUCUUGGUGAGAAGGGCCGGCGGAUCCGGGAGUUGACCGCUGUGGUUCAGAAGAGAUUUGGCUUCCCUGAGGGCAGUGUAGAGCUGUAUGCUGAAAAGGUGGCCACGAGGGGUCUGUGUGCCAUUGCCCAGGCAGAGUCUCUGCGCUACAAACUCCUGGGAGGCCUUGCUGUGCGGAGGGCCUGCUAUGGCGUGCUGCGCUUCAUCAUGGAGAGCGGGGCCAAGGGCUGCGAGGUCGUGGUGUCUGGGAAACUCCGAGGACAGAGGGCUAAAUCCAUGAAGUUUGUGGACGGCCUGAUGAUCCACAGUGGGGACCCUGUCAACUACUAUGUGGACACUGCUGUGCGCCAUGUGCUGCUCAGACAGGGUGUGCUGGGCAUCAAAGUGAAGAUCAUGCUGCCUUGGGACCCAAGUGGUAAGAUUGGCCCUAAGAAGCCGCUGCCUGACCACGUGAGCAUUGUGGAACCCAAAGAUGAGAUACUGCCCACCACCCCCAUCUCAGAACAGAAGGGUGGGAAGCCAGAGCCGCCUGCCAUGCCCCAGCCAGUACCCACGGCAUAACAGGGUCUCCUUGGCAGCUGGAUCUGGAGUCUGGAUGUUGCUCUAUAAAGACCUUUAAUAAAAUGUUUUUAAAAGAUACAUGGCCUGACCAGACUGUACGUCCGGUGUUCAGACUGAGGGUCUUGUCGCCACAUGGGAGCAUUACUUCAUUGAUUCUUAGGGCUGCCUGGCUCACGAUGUCUGUGCUUUCCCAGAAAUCCUCCGUUUCAGCUGAACUUGUGAGGCAAGGGCCAAGACAGGAGGACCCAAGCAGAGUUAACCAGGGAAGUAUCCUGUUGGGGGGAGUAAAUCUGGUGAUGGAGAAGGCGGAUUGCUAACAGAAGGCACCUUGAUUAGCUCACCUGUGCUUCAGGGUUACAGGUGUGGAAGAGGUAUUAUAUACUUAAAAUGAUUUUCUGUAUUGCACAUAGAAAAUAAAUACAAUAGCUGUUACA
Equus caballus (horse) is the source of this 1282-nucleotide messenger RNA. It is a transcript of the gene RPS3, whose product is annotated as ribosomal protein S3. NCBI's taxonomy places the organism in Eukaryota, Metazoa, Chordata, Mammalia, Perissodactyla, Equidae. Gene Ontology annotation, biological process: positive regulation of apoptotic signaling pathway; translation. The record is from RefSeq and is a predicted model, not a curated record. Gene Ontology annotation, molecular function: structural constituent of ribosome; RNA binding. Gene Ontology annotation, cellular component: cytosolic small ribosomal subunit; nucleus.